This is a messenger RNA of Bufo gargarizans (Asiatic toad), 2511 nucleotides long. RefSeq names its product cerebellar degeneration related protein 2 like (gene CDR2L). The transcript has 6 exons. NCBI's taxonomy places the organism in Eukaryota, Metazoa, Chordata, Amphibia, Anura, Bufonidae. Bases 466 to 1821 code for a protein of 451 amino acids. The record is from RefSeq and is a predicted model, not a curated record.
GGUCCAGGCCUUGGGAUGUGACGGGAUGAUUUUACUGGGAGCCGGGAUACAGGGGAAGAACAGGGUCUGGGGAGCCGCACAGGCCGCAGGGAGGCAGUGCUGGGCAUUGUAGUCCGUGCCAGGGCCUCAGGCUGCCCAUAGGGGGUGCAGUGUCUAUCUGUAUACAUGGUGGGUGCAGUGUAAACAUUGGACGUCAUUGCAGGCUCUGUCUAUGGGUCAUUUCUAUAGGAACCGACCCCGAAUCGUCACCUGACAGGUCCACGCGUGUCCUCAUCCUGUAUGUGUGACCAGCCCUAGCCAUGGAGGACGGCGCUAGUGUAAAUCGCAAGUAUAGAUUGGCGCAUUUCUCUCGUUAGAAAUUGAAGGGGUCAGGUCACGGUAAAGCGGUUGCUACUGAAGGGAAGUGUUGUCAUAGGGGCAAUCCCACCGCUAUCACGUGCGUAGUCGUAGCCUCCAGCCAGACAGAUGUUGGGAGCGGGAAGAAUGGAAGAGUUCCAUAGCAAGGAGGAAGAGCCUUGGUAUGACCACCAUGACCUGGAGCAAGAUCUGCAUCUGGCAGCCGAACUGGGGAAGACCCUGUUGGAGCGCAACAAGGAAUUAGAAGUAUCUCUGCAGCAGAUGUACCUGAGCAAUGAGGACCAGGUGCAGGAGAUUGAGUACCUGAGUAAACAGCUGGAGAUGCUGCGGCAGGUGAACGAGCAACACGCCAAGGUGUAUGAGCAAUUGGACACAGUAGCACGAGACCUGGAAGUCACCAAUGUCCGGCUUCUACACGAAAACAAGGUGGCCCAACAGAAAAUAGAAAGUUUAACAGAUACUAUAGAUGGUCUGCAGAAGCAGGUAGAGGACCUGCAGAGACAGGUUGAGGAAUUGCAAGGUCUGGACAAGGUACGAACCAGAAGGGAGAAGAGAGAAAGGCGUCGCACUAUCCACACCUUUCCUUGUUUACGUGAACUGUACCCUAGUAACUGGUAUGAUGAAACAGUCAGCAAGCAUGCUUCUUGCCUGGACCUGUCUCAGAGACCUUUACAGAUGGAAAAUCAGCGUUUGCAGAUGGCUGUGAAUGCUUUGAGGGCGCAGGUAGCAGAGGAACGGCAGCGGAAGGAGAGGGCCGAACAGGAGUACCAGGCUGUCAUCCAGGAGUACGCUGAGCUGGAGCAAAGAGCUUGUGAGAUGGAAAACUGCAAGAUGCGUAUAAAAGAGCUGGAGAGUGAACUGCAAGAACUACAGCAGAUGAAACAAGUGAAGCGUUAUCUCCUAAGCCGGGGGGAUAGCCUAUCACAGGCACUGCUAGAACCCCUUAACAAGACCCCAGAAACGGAUGACCCAGAGCCAUUGGAGGGGGAGGAAAACGUGAGCAGGAAUCCAGCGUCUCCAAACUCAGCCGUCAGGAAAAGCUGCAGCGACACAGCGCUGAACGAUAUCGUAGGGAGAGACGCCGCCAGCCGCCACGCAGGGAAUUAUACCCUGCACGCCAACACGAGGCGCCGUGGUAUGUCUAUUCUGCGAGAGGUGGAUGAGCAGUAUCACGCGCUGCUGGAACGUUACGAGGAGCUGUUGGCCAAAUGCAGGAAACACGAGGACAACCUCUGCCAUGCCGGAGUGCAGACUUCUCGUCCGGUGUCCAGAGACAAUUCCAGCAGAGACCUCCCUGCCGAGGAAGAAGAGCCCGAGAGAGCACUGACCCUGCAGCUGGAGGCUGCCGACCGACGGCUGGAGCAGAGUCAACCCGAGUACAAGGCUCUGUUUAAAGAGAUAUUUAAUCGCAUCCAGAGAACCAAGCAAGAUGUUAGCGCUGGGAAGGGUCCUGGUGGCAAGUGAAGGCCCAUCAAGACCAAAUUUUACAGUGUUGCUGCCCCUGCACACUUAUGUUCUCCCUGCCUGCGGAGCUCUUUUCUCACUGCUCAUAGCAGACUCCACUGGUGCACUUACGUGUCCACAUAUGAAUAAUCCAGUGGUCCAUUUUCUGAAUAAGCUUUGCUCUGCACAGCCAAUGCAUUAUUCAUGUAUUACUAUUACUAUCAGCAUAAGUGAAAUCUGCAGCUCAGGGUCUCUUUAGACCUUUAUCGUGGGUUACGGUCCGACUUCAUCCAUGGUCCUGGCUAUCCCAGGAAGAAUUGGCUGGUACGUAGUGUAGAACAAUACCUAUUACCCCGUAUCAUAGAAGUCGAUAUGCGUUAGUUCACAUUUGCAACACUAAUUGUUAACCAUGUAGCUCCAGUCCGUAUACAACACUAUAAAGAGCGGUGUCACCGCCAGCCUAUCUAUAACUGGCUGGUCAUUACAGGUAUAUACAGCAUGCCUGUCGCGUGGCACGUGUUUCAUACAAGGAGGUUUUUGGAGAGGUCCAUUGCUGUCUGCAUCAGUGUUUUAAGCUCAGCAGAAUUCGCCUCUGCACUCCGCUGCUAAAUGUAUUAUCCUUUUUACCUUUGUGCGUCUGUGUGCGUCUUUCCUUCCAAACCCAGGUAGAACUUUUUCGACUACAAAAAAAAUAAAAAACCCAAUAGGCCA